CAACCUUCUUGGUUUCUACCAACUCGGUGUUUCAGUCGAAUUAAUUCGUUUGGUGCCAAAUUUCUCGCCGUUUGUUGGAUUUAGCUAGUUGGGUUACUGUCUUUACAGUUUAAUAUUUUUUUUCACUAUUAUAGAAAAAAAAAGAUUUGAAUUUGAGAAAGCUGUGAUUGUUUUGAUAUUUAUAUGUUUGUAUUUCUUAUUUUUCGUUAAACGUAUUGAUCCAAAGAUUAAGAAACACUUUAAUCUUUAUCUUGAUACUAAGCUCGCUCAGUGUAAUAUUGGAUUGUGAAGAAAGCAUUCACAGUUUAUUGAGGCUUUUCUACGACAAAAAUUGAAGCUUACGACAGUCUUGAAGUAGCGUCCAUAAUCCUUUGGAUUGGUUUACCGAAUUCUCUUUUUCGCUGCUUUUCCUGGCCUUCGUUCUGAUACUUCUUUGAGGUCAAAUCUCUGGAACUCUAUUGUGCUGUGUUGAGGGCAACUGGCAGUUUUUGAAGUCUACUGCUCCUUAUAAAAAUUACUUCGUUUUUAUUUUAUUUUAUCAUUUUUGGAAUUUCUCCCGAGACAGAAGGCUGUAUUUCUCGGUACACUCACUCUUCAUAUACCCAGAAAUCUAUUUGACGGUUCUAAUUUCUUCGUUCAUUCGUUUGUCUCACCGUCAACUGUACUAUCACUCGAGGGACAUCUGAUUUUCCCUUUCUUACUAUUUGUGAUUUUUAUGUCCUUGUUUUUCUCGUCUCCAUUUUAAUUUCUUAACUUAUUAUCUGCUCACAUUUAUCAUGUCCAGUGUAAUCUACUACAAGUUCAAGUCUCAAAAGGAUCCCUCCAAAGUGACGUUUGAUGGCACAACUGGCAUGUCCGUCUUCGACGUGAAACGCGAGAUUAUUCAACAAAAGAAACUUGGAAACGGGCUCGAUUUCGAUUUGCUACUUUACAAUGCAAACACAAAUGAAGAGUAUGAUGACGAUACUUAUAUUAUCCCCAGAUCCAGUUCUGUAAUUGUACGUCGGUUACCCGCCCAGAAGCCGGGUCGUGGUACUGCUGCUCGUUAUGUCGCGGCGAACGCGGCUCCCAACGUUGGAAGAAACGAAUUUGGCAAAAAAAAUGUUCCCGUUGUACAAAAGUUGAAGCCUACCGACAAUCCCGUGUCUCGCCGUCCGGCCACAGCUGAGGAUGCAGCAAUUCAACAAAUGCUGCAGACAUCUAGUGACCAGUGGCGUGAAACUCAAGACAAAAUGGCAACUGCUACUCCUAUCUAUAAAAGUAAUCAAAGACGGGCUGCUCCCGCAUUUGUUCCCGAGCACCCUCCUCCUAAUGGUUACAUUUGCUUUCGCUGUGGCCAGAAAGGCCAUUGGAUUCAAGCUUGUCCUACAAACUCUGAUCCUACGUAUGAUGGAAAGCCCCGCGUAAAGCGUACAACCGGUAUUCCUCGCUCUUUUCUGAAAACUGUGGAACAACCCACUGAUGGUGAUGCCGCCAAUGUGAUGAUUAACGCUGAGGGCGAGUAUGUUGUCGCCCAACCUGACGUUGCUUCUUGGGAAUCUUAUCAAUCUAAGAAAAAGGCUCUUAGUGCUAGUGAUGUGUACAAAAUGGAACCCAAAGACGCAAAUAUGGCUUGUGGUCUUUGCAAACAUUUUGCACGUCAAGCUUCAGUGACGCCUUGUUGCAAAAAACUGUUUUGUGAAGAGUGUAUACAGAAUGCAUUACUUGAGAGUGAUUUUGUUUGCCCCAAAUGUAAGCAGAAAGAUGUUCUUUUAGAUUCAGUCAAACCGGAUUUCCGUGCGCGUGAGAAAAUUGACGCUGCUGUGAAAUCAAUUUUAGGUGAGCAACAUAAUGAUAAAAAGGCAAAUGAUGCAGCUUCAUCUGUAAACGAUCGCGGAGAGAAGCGUAAACAUACUGAGGAUGAUGACUCCUCUGCACCGGCGCCGAAACAAGUUAGUCGUUCUGUCCCUGCUCACGUAGUACCAGCUAAACCAGUUUAUGGUGCUACUGCAAAUCCUAAAUUUCAUCAAGGUAAUGGGCCUCUCCCCGCUUUCCCUCCUUUUCCGCCUUUUAUGAUUCCUGGUCUACCAAUUCCUCCAAUGAUGCCAGGUUUUGCUGGUGUUUCCCCUUUCCCUCCAAAUACUGCAGCACCAUAUGCCAAGAAUGUUCGUCAAGGUGUCGCAUCUUCUCAACGUUCAGAAUCGGGCUCUCCUGCUCAGCAAUCAAACAAUGCGCGUCAACCUUCGCCUUCUCGCUCUCAGUAAUGGAUGCCGUUUACCGUAUUGAUUAUUGCCUACACAUUUUAAAUAGGCACGAAGUCUUUGAUCGGAAAAAAAUCUAUAAUCUAAUUCUGGGCAUGAAGGCUAUUAUUGGAAAGGGUUCUUAGAGGAAGGUUAUUGUUUAAAGAGUUAGUUGACACAGCUCAUUCAUCGGCGUUACGAGACACAGUUGAUUGUUCAAUCUAUCUUCCAACUUUUGGUCUUCUACAAAAAGUUUAUGUUUUAUUACUAGUCAGUCAUGUAUUGACAAUGCUUAAUUUUUUUCUUCAACCAUAUCAACAUUCCUCAUGUAGGAAAUGUUUUGUAUCCUGGAUUUGUCGGAUGCAUAUCAUAUGGCCUUGAUUGCUUUCGUUGAACUCGUUUCUUCUUCCGACCUAUUCUAGUCAUUUUUAAUUUAACAUAUUAUAUAUUGUAACCCUUCCUAUCAAGUUCAUGCUGUAGUGUUUUGCUU
This is a messenger RNA of Schizosaccharomyces japonicus yFS275, 2709 nucleotides long. Its product is annotated as ubiquitin-protein ligase E3 RBBP6 family protein. The record is from RefSeq and is a predicted model, not a curated record. The transcript has a single exon. Gene Ontology annotation, biological process: protein polyubiquitination; termination of RNA polymerase II transcription; mRNA processing. Gene Ontology annotation, cellular component: cytosol; mRNA cleavage and polyadenylation specificity factor complex; nucleus. The coding region runs from base 777 to 2243 and encodes 488 amino acids. Gene Ontology annotation, molecular function: nucleic acid binding; zinc ion binding; ubiquitin protein ligase activity. NCBI's taxonomy places the organism in Eukaryota, Fungi, Ascomycota, Schizosaccharomycetes, Schizosaccharomycetales, Schizosaccharomycetaceae.